AAUUAAUCAGAUGGCGCUGCUGUAAUUGGUCAAGUUUCUCAACGCGUCCUGCUAAAUUUAAUUUUUUCCAAACUAAAAAGAAGUAGAAAAAGGUGAAAAGUUCUUAAGUUUUGUGCUAAACGUAUCUACUAAAGUGUUACAAUGAAAAAAACUGCAAAAAGUUCUACAAAAGGUGCUAAAACAUCGAAUAGUGAAUUGGACUCCCGCGUAAAUGCAAUUGACAGUAAAUUAACUGAUGGUAUCAGCGCAUUAAAAAGUGAAUUAACACAACUAAAACAAAAAGGAUCAAAAAGUGCCGUAAAUAAUUAUGAUUAUCUGCAAAAAAGAAUCGAAGACUUCGAGGCUGAGAUGAAAAGUUGCUUCAACGAAUUAAAACUUGCUAUAGAAAAAAACAGCACUGAAAAUGAAUUAUUUAAAGAUAAGUAUUUUAGAAAUAUUUACGGAAAUAGCUUAAUUUUCCAUGGUAUAAAAAAUAACAGUGGAAAAGAAGAUCUACAAAAGGAAAUGUGUAAUGUUAUAGCAACGUAUAAUCUAAUGGAAAAUUUUACUCCGUCGAAUAUAAAUUACUGCUAUCGCAUGAGCGCAAAAAAUAAUGUCAUAAAAACUACGACAGUUGUCGUAAACUUUGUAAACAAAUGGGUACGCGAUUCUAUAUUUCAAUUAAAAAGAAACCUUAAAGGAUCCAAAAUAUUCAUCGCAGAAAUGCUAACAAAAGAUAAAUUGGACUUACUCACAUUGGUUAAAGAAAAAUUUGAAGCUAAGCAGUGCUGGACUUAUAAUGGUGAAGUGUUUGUUUUAAAGAAUAACCAAAAAACUAAAAUAACCUGUGAAACUGAUGUGUACAAAAUACUGGAUAUAGAUACAGAAAAUGAAAAGGUGUCUGUUAAUUCCUCGGAGGACGAAAAUGAUGAAAGAGAUGAUUUAGAGGCUCAGUCUUCAGGCAACAGUAAAUAAAAAAAAUAGGCGGUAAAUUUAAAUAUUUAUUUUUUUGUAAUGAAUCAUGAAAUUUAUAGAAAGUUAUACAAUCUUGCUUUAAAUUUAAAGAUUUAUACUUUGUACAAUAUUAUAUAAUUUAGUUUAAAUUUCUUAUUUAAAAAGGGAGGUUUUUUUUUGUUAAUUUAUAAUUUAUACACUUUAAUAUAGUUUAGUUUAAACUUUAAAUGGCAGUAAACAAAUUUACUUUUUUAUUUUUGUUUUGUUUAUAAAAAUGUAAUAAAACAUUUAAUAUCUACUAAAUUAUGUAAUGCAUGCAGGGCGUUAGAGAGAAUGACUUUGCAUAGUAGCAACAAGUAUUUUUUUUUAGUUAUACAUAUACCUAUAGUCUCAGAUAUAUAGAUAUCUUAUAUGAAUAUUGACUGGACCGGAGAGGAGGGGGAGGGAGGAUUAGACAAUAAAAACAUUAUAACAGACAUUCAAAAUGCGGCAGAUAUUGUUAAAACUAAUAGACUUUUAAAUAUUAUACAUUUCAAUAUAAGAUCAAUAAAUAAAAAUUUUGAAGAAUUAAUAACUAUUUUAAAUUGUUUAAAUAUAGACAACAUAGAUGUAAUAAUUUUAUCAGAAACAUGGCAUAUAAAUGAAACUAAAGAUUACAAUUUAAAGGAUUUUAACUUGUUUUAUAAUAACUCUAAAUAUAAUCAAAACGAUGGAACAGUUUUAUAUAUUAAACAUAAAAUAAAUGCAAACGUAGAACUAAUAAAAUUAAAUGAGAUACAAUUUUUUAGAGUAACUUUUAAUCUUGACGACUUAUGCUUUGGUCUAACCGCAGGUUAUAGACCAUUCGGCUCGGAUGUCAAAAAAUUUGUCGUAGAUCUGGACAACUAUUUUCAACUUCAUAAAAAUAAUUUAAGAGAUGUGGAGAUCUUUUGUGGAGAUAUCAACAUAAAUUUGUUAGAUACCAAAGAGGAAAUCGUAAGUAACUAUAUUA
This is a messenger RNA of Brassicogethes aeneus, 1924 nucleotides long. The record is from the annotation of a GenBank genome assembly. NCBI's taxonomy places the organism in Eukaryota, Metazoa, Arthropoda, Insecta, Coleoptera, Nitidulidae.